AUGGAACGGGUCCGAACCCGUAGACCCGAUUUAUUUUAUACUAGUUGUCGUGUCCGCCGCUUCGUCUCUCUCAGCCAACCAAACGCGCCGCCGCCGCCGCCGGCAAUGUUCCGCCGCCUCCUCCCCCUCCGCUGCCGCUGCUUCUCCACCUCGGCCGCCUCAAACGCCACCCCGACCCUAUAUUCCAGCGGCACCACUCCUUUCUCCCUCCUCUCGUGGGGUCGCGGCGCGUCCGGCCAGCUCGGCGGCGGAAAGGAGGAGCGCCGGCUCUACCCCUCCCUCGUCGCCCACCUCCUGCUCCCCGACUCAGACCCGCGCCUCGCUCCCACCCCCGGACGCCUCCCCGCCGCGGCGGAGACAUCCGGCGUGGAGGUGGGGAUCUCCUGCGGUCUCUUCCACUCCGCGCUCCUCGUCGACGGCGGCGGCUGGGUUUGGGGCAAGGGCGACGGCGGCCGCCUCGGUCUCGGAGACGAGUCAUCCGCCUUCGUCCCCCGCCCCAACCCCAACCUCCGCGACCUUCGGCUCCUCGCGCUCGGCGGCAUCCACUCCGCCGCGCUGACCGCCUCUGGUGACGUCUUCACCUGGGGUUAUGGUGGAUUUGGAGCUCUGGGACACUAUGUUUACCAUAGGGAGCUGUUGCCAAGGCAAGUGAAUGGCCCUUGGGAAGGGAAGAUAACGCACAUUGCUACUAGUGGAGCGCAUACCGCAUCAGUCACAGACUCAGGUGAACUUUACACUUGGGGUCGUGAUGAAGGCGACGGUAGGCUGGGGCUUGGAAGUGGAGGUGGUCCAGGUGAAGCUGGCUCCCUCAGUGUACCGUCCAAGGUGAAUGCACUGCCUGUUCCAGUUGCUGCGGUAGCUUGUGGUGGCUUCUUCACAAUGGCGCUUACCUCAGAUGGGCAAUUAUGGAGUUGGGGAGCAAAUUCAAACUUCGAACUGGGUAGAGGAAGCAAUUCCAGUGAUUGGAGGCCACAGCUUGUCCCUAGCCUGAAAAAUGUCCGUGCAGUCCAAGUAGCAUGUGGUGGAUAUCAUUCUUUAGCUUUGACUGAUGAAGGUGAAGUUCUCUCAUGGGGACAUGGUGGACAUGGUCAACUUGGGCAUCCCACCCUUCAAAAUCAUAGAGUUCCUCUUGCCAUCAAAGCUUUGUCUGAGGAGCGAAUUGUCUAUAUAGCCUGUGGAGGAUCGACUUCUGCUGCUAUAUCAGAGAAAGGUGACCUGUACAUGUGGGGAAAUGCAAGAGACUGUCAGUUAGGUGUCCCUGGUCUGCCAGAAAUUCAGCCACUCCCUGUUAAGGUGAACUUUCUCACUGACGGUGAUGAAGAUUUAGGACCACCUCAUGUCAUCUCCGUUGCGAUAGGAGCCUCCCAUGCCAUGUGCUUGGUCUCCACGCAACGAACUGAGUAAUAAUACCACAUUUGAGUUUUCAGCUUAGUAGAGGUGCUCGUGUUUCAACAUUCUGACAUCUGAGUUCAUUCUGGAGAGGAUCAUGAUGUUCUCUGCUGGUUCGGCCCUACUGGCCCAGUGCCCAGUUGGUGGCAUCUGGAAAGUCCUUCUCGGUGAAGUUCAACAUCAGCAAGAAACAAUAAAAGCCCUGUGUUGAUAAAAGAGGAAAAAGGAACAUGAAUGUUCUUCGGGUAGACUUUGUUCUUGGUUUGCUCUAGCACUGUGACAUGAGGGAUGAAAUCGUGAACGCUCGACAAGCUAGCAUGUAGAACAUGUGCCUUUCUGAUUAAGGAUUUGUAGAGGCUCUCUUGUAGCUAAGACGACCAGAAUUUUGUAGCAUUCUGAAUUUACUGUUACUCGCGCAGGAUGCUUGGUUUCAGUUGUUGUUCAAUAAAACAAGCGAUGUUUCCUUGGUUUCUACUACCUUGGAAAUACUGUAAACAUUCA
Phragmites australis (common reed) is the source of this 1890-nucleotide messenger RNA. Its product is annotated as RCC1 domain-containing protein RUG3, mitochondrial-like. Bases 1 to 1404 code for a protein of 467 amino acids. NCBI's taxonomy places the organism in Eukaryota, Viridiplantae, Streptophyta, Magnoliopsida, Poales, Poaceae. The record is from RefSeq and is a predicted model, not a curated record. The transcript is spliced from 6 exons.